This is a messenger RNA of Vombatus ursinus (common wombat), 3348 nucleotides long. It is a transcript of the gene HSF1, whose product is annotated as heat shock transcription factor 1. The transcript has 14 exons. Bases 237 to 1916 code for a protein of 559 amino acids. Gene Ontology annotation, molecular function: DNA-binding transcription factor activity; sequence-specific DNA binding. NCBI's taxonomy places the organism in Eukaryota, Metazoa, Chordata, Mammalia, Diprotodontia, Vombatidae. Gene Ontology annotation, biological process: regulation of DNA-templated transcription. The record is from RefSeq and is a predicted model, not a curated record.
GGUAGCGGCUCGGGCAGUGGCGGAGUCGGCUACGGCGCCUGAGGCCAAGGCAGCGGAUCCCUUGCAGCUCCAGCGCCGGCGGCGCUAAAGCGCCAGCCUUCCUUCCUUCUGUACCCGGUCCGCUCGCAGCAGGCCGGCCCUCUCCUCCCCUCCCUGCCUCUGCCCUGCCCUCCUCCCUUGGUGCCCGCCUGCCCGCCCUGCCCUGCCCUGCCCAGCCCAGCCCGCUGGCCCCCGGAAUGGAGUUGCCCGGGGGCCUCGGUGUGGCGGGGCCCAGCAACGUCCCUGCCUUCCUGACCAAGCUGUGGACCCUAGUGAGCGAUCCGGAGACAGACCCGUUGAUCUGCUGGAGCCCGAGUGGGAAUAGCUUCCAUGUUUUUGACCAAGGCCAGUUUGCCAAGGAGGUGCUGCCAAAGUACUUCAAGCACAACAACAUGGCCAGCUUCGUUCGGCAACUCAAUAUGUAUGGUUUUCGAAAGGUUGUCCACAUUGAACAAGGCGGCCUGGUGAAGCCGGAGAAAGAUGACACAGAGUUUCAGCACCCAUACUUUAUCCGGGGCCAAGAGCAGCUCCUGGAGAACAUCAAGAGGAAAGUGACCAGUGUCUCCAGCAUAAAGCAGGAGGAUAUAAAGGUCCGACAGGACAACGUCACCAAGCUGCUAACAGAUGUUCAGAUGAUGAAGGGCAAACAGGAGAGUAUGGACUCAAAACUCAUGGCCAUGAAACAUGAGAAUGAAGCCCUGUGGAGAGAGGUUGCCAGCCUUCGGCAGAAGCACGCCCAACAGCAAAAAGUAGUCAACAAGCUGAUCCAGUUCCUGAUCUCUCUCGUCCAGUCGAACCGGAUCCUGGGGGUGAAAAGGAAGAUCCCCCUGAUGUUGAAUGAUAGCAGCUCGGCACAUUCCAUGCCCAAGUACAGCCGCCAGUACUCCUUAGAGCACGUCCAUGGCUCGUCUCCCUACACGGCUUCUUCCCCAACCUAUAGUGGCUCCAACCUAUACUCCUCAGACUCCGCAGCCAAUAGUGGACCCAUCAUUUCAGAUGUCACAGAGCUGGCCCAAUCCAGCCCCUCGGCCUCCCCCAGUGGCAGCGUGGAUGAGAGGAUCAGCCCAAUGAUACGAAUCAAGGAGGAGCCCCCCAGCCCACCACGAAGCCCCCAGAUCGAGGAGACCAGUCCGGGCCACCCCCCCUCAGUGGUGGAGACUCCCCUGUCUCCAUGCACCUUCAUCGACUCCAUUCUUCAGGAGAGUGAGCCCAGCACUGCAGCCUCUGUUUCUGGCACUGUGGGUGGGGUCAUCUCCUCUCCACCUCCAGGUCCCCUCCAGACUCCCGAGAAGUGCCUCAGCGUAGCCUGCCUCGACAAUUUGACUCGCACUCCACAGAUGUCUGAGGUCGCCCGCCUCUUCCCCAGCCCUGCCUCUUCCUCUCUGCAUUGCCGAUCACAGCCAGGAAAUGAGCUUAGUGAGCACCUGGAUACCAUGGACUCCAACCUGGACAACCUACAGACCAUGCUAACCACCCACGGCUUCAGUGUAGAUACCAGCGCCCUACUAGAUCUUUUUAGCCCCUCAGUGUCCGUGACAGACAUGAGCCUGCCUGACCUGGAUAGCAGCCUGGCCAGUCCCCUCACUCCCCACCCCCUACAGAUCCAGGACCUCCUCUCCUCCCAGGAGCAACCAAAGCCUCUGGAGACUGAGACAGGUGGUGCAGACUCAGGGAAGCAGCUGGUGCACUACACAGCCCAGCCCUUGUUCCUGGUAGACUCCAGCACUCUGGAUACAACAGGGAAUGACCUGCCCAUCUUCUUCGAACUGGGGGAGGGGCCUUACUUCUCGGAGGGGGAUGACUACACUGAUGACCCCACCAUCUCCCUGCUGUCUGGCUCUGAGCCCACCAAGGCCAAGGACCCUGCCGUCUCCUAAGGCCCCUCUUCCUCUGGGAGGGGGAUGAUCCAGGCAUCAGGGUCCCCCUCCUUCCUUGCCAGCCUUCCUGAGGGUGGGAGAGGGGCACUGUCCCUUGUGUUUGUGCUCAGAGAAGUUGUCAGAAGUCUAAUUUGGGGCCAGACAAGCCUGUUGGAGGGAACCUGGCAACAGAUAGGACCCAGGCCAUAAAUAAAGGGCCACCCACCUGAGCAAGGGGAGAGAGUGUGCCCAAGGGGCUGUUCUGGACAGAGCUUCGUAUAAUGGAAGCAGCCCCAGGUGAGCAGAGGUCAACAGGAGAAAGGACCCCAACCCCAACACCAUGCAUGCAGGGUGGGACCCUGCCCACCACCUCUCACAUUUUCCUGUGGCUUCACUGGGUAGCAGCUUAUGUUUGCCCCACUCCCCAUCCCUGGCUCCGUAUGUUCUCCUGUUGGUUGGUUUGGGGUUUUCUCAGUUACACUUUGUACUGACCCCGCUGAUUGUUGAUAGAAUUGUAUUUUGGAUUUUUACAUGAGAGAAGUUUAUACUUCUCCCUCUAUAUAGAGAAUAUAUAUAUAUUAUAUAUAUACAUACAUACAUACAUAUAUAUAUAUAUAUGAAGACAGACAGAUCUAUAAACAGAGAGGCUAUAUGGUUGUGGUUUCUCAGCUCAUGGGAAAUGUUAUUCCUGGCAUUCAGGGGAAGUUACACUGAAUUCAGAUUGGGUUGAGGCUGCUAAGAUGGCUUCAGUAUUUGGGGAGGGAAGCCAGGAAGGGAAAGAAGCCAAAGUCGGGGGCUGGCCUCUCGGUGGGGGACCAUACCCAAGUGAAAGGUGCCGAGUCCUGAGGUGAGGUGUUUGAAGGGGUGCCCAAGGACCCUCCCCUCCAGGGUUGUACAGUUGAGAACAGGAAGCAGCCAUAAAGAUUUUUUUAAUCCAGCCCCUUUUUAAUGGGUGGGAAAACAAGCCCAGAGAGGUUAAGAGUGCAUCAUGUUAUAGAAAUAACAGUGGGUUAUUUGCAGUCAUUGGGCUCCAAAUUUGCUGUGUGAUCUUAGGCCCAGUCCCUUAAUUCCAGGCCUCAGUUUCCUCAUCUUUAAAGCAAAAAAGUUGUCCUAGAUUUCUAGUCCCUUCUCUAAAAUACGAUCCUCGGUGACCUGCCCAAGGUCACAGAGCUUAUCAGUAAGUGGAAUUGGGAUUCAUAGCCAGGUCUUCUAGAUUCCAAAGUCAGUGCUCCACUACGCCCCACUGCCUUCUCUUCUCAGACCCAUUCUUGUCUCCCUUCUUCUCCUGUUUCUCUUGCCGGCCUAGUUCACGGAUGAGGUCCAUGGUGUUUUACUUGGAUUUGCCCCACAUCUCUGCAACUUCUUUCUCUUAUUCUGCAUUUCAUCCUUCUGCCCUUUUGGAUGAAGAAAUUCCCCAAAUAAAGACGCUAGCAUACAAGGCACACUGACCUGA